Messenger RNA from Zea mays, 1351 nucleotides. RefSeq lists its product as uncharacterized. The coding region runs from base 184 to 1143 and encodes 319 amino acids. The record is from RefSeq and is a predicted model, not a curated record. NCBI's taxonomy places the organism in Eukaryota, Viridiplantae, Streptophyta, Magnoliopsida, Poales, Poaceae. The transcript is spliced from 5 exons.
UGGAAUGAGGUUCCCAAUUCAGUACGGUGGCAGGCGGAGCAGCACAGGACAGGACAGCCAGAGGCCGGGAGCAGAGGAGGCGGUCGUGGCGAGCGGCGAGCCACAGGCACGGGCACCUAUCGUUGAAUUGAACGAAAGGAGAGCGGGAGAAAGCGACUCGUCACUCGUCAGUCUCUCGUCCUCAUGCCGUCGCCGCUGGGUGGACGAAUCCAAUUCGGGCCUGGCAAGGCUGGCAUGCCGUCGGCCUCCCUAGCUCGCCGCCUCCUCUCUACUAUAUCAUCUCCAGCGAUCCCUUCACGCAGUACCAGCACCAGCGCCAGCAACAGCAACAGCUGUGGUUUCAGCACAAGAAGGGCCAGGAAGAAGCGCAGCUGCGUUUCUUGGACGGUGAGCGCGGCUACUCCGGCGGACAUGGCGACCAACAGUGCCCUGGCGAAGCUGGCGCCGCUGGAAGCCAUCCUGUUCGACAUCGACGGCACGCUCUGCGACUCCGACCCCAUCCACUUCUGCGCCUUCCGAGAGCUCCUGCAGCAGGCCGGCUUCAACGGCGGUGUCCCCAUCACGGAGGAGUUCUACAGCGCCAACAUCAGCGGGGGCCACAACGACGACCUCGCCAGGUCGCUGUUCCCGGGCAUGGAUCACCAGAAGGCGAUGCGGUUCAUGGAUGACAAAGAAGCUAUGUUCAGAAAGUUGGCGCCUGGGCAGCUGAAGCCCGUGGAUGGGCUGCAGGAGCUGUGCGGAUGGAUGGAAGGCCGCGACCUGAAGCGCGCGGCGGUGACGAACGCCCCGAGGGCGAACGCCGAGCUGAUGCUGUCGCUGUUGGGCCUCACCGACUUCUUCCCGGUGCUCGUCAUCGGGAGCGAGUGCGACCGGGCCAAGCCGUUCCCUGACCCGUACCUCAAGGCGCUCCAGCUCAUCGGCGCAUCGCCUCAACACACCUUCAUAUUUGAAGACUCUGCAUCGGGGGUCCGGGCCGGUGUGGCUGCCGGAGUGCCCGUGGUUGGCCUGACGACGAGGAACCCCGGGAAGGUGCUGAAAGACGCAGGGGCCAGCUUGCUGGUCAAGGAUUUUCAGGACCCGGAGCUGAUGUCCGUGCUUCAACAGGUGGAGGUCGAACCCGCAGCGGCGAAUGCGCAAGGCUGAUGCGUCGGUCACUGCGGACAACUAAGAAAUGAAAUGUCGUGCUGGACUAGCCUUCAGCGAUUCUUUCAGAGUGGAAUAGCUGUGUAACUGCAUCGUGUAAUAAACUAACUCCGGUCGGUUCCUCGGCUGGAACCUGGAGACUAGCUUCUUGGUGGAUUCAAACAGGGCCCAAAUAGACCCUAAGUUAAGGGAGGUUUCCUGUGCCCAA